AAUUGGCAACAAAUAUAGGCUAGGCUAAAACGUUUAUAGAGAACCAGCUAUUAUUCUAAACUGUUACUUAGUUUGUGAGUCUGUGUGGUAAUGGAGGAUUCAAGAUUGCUGAGAGUUUGAGAAUCCGGUGACGCAAGAAAGACUAAGGUGAUCGCAUUCGCAAUCGGUGAAACUUGCAUUGUGAAUUCAAGCCAGCCAGCUUACAGAACAGUUUGAUUGUAAAUGCACCUUCACUUGUGAAAUUGAGCUGUGAAAAUGAGAGGUUUCAGAAUGCUUAAGUGCUUACUUCUAUUGAUACUAUCUCUGUAUUGGACAAUCACCAAAGCACAGACUCUACCAUCGACAUCUACUGCUCCCACACCUGUUGUACAUAGUCUAUGCAUUACUUGUCAGUGUACUGGAGUGUCGAUUGUCACGGUGAAUUGUGAGAAUAGGAGCCUAACUUCGGUUCCUGCAGAUGGGCUACAAGAGCUAGCUGAUGGUGGGAUGGAGGUUUCCACAAUAAAACUCGCAUUUAAUAAGAUCACUCUCGUUCGUGCGAAUGACUUCUAUUCCCACGGAGAAUUCCUCACCACAUUAGAUCUUUCGGAUAAUGAAUUAACAGAAAUAGAAGAUGAAGCUUUUGCUUCUACUCAUCUCAAGAAGUUGUUUAUUCUUCAAUUAGGCAACAAUAAACUGAAGGCGCUACCAGUGAACACUUUUCGAGGGCUCGACCUGAAGACUCUGGACUUGAGAAACAACACGCUUAGCUCAGUUCCCAAAGCCUUGGCCAAAACUAUUCUUAUAGAAAACCUCUACAUUCAAAACAAUCCAAUCAACAACAUUGCUCACGACUCUUUCAAUGGAAUUAGAGGCGUCGUUUCACUUGAUGUGUCCAGUUGUGGACUGUCAGCCUUCGAAGCAUGUAAAUACGAGUACACUUUUUUUUCCCGUCUUAACACUUUGUACUUGGACCAGAAUCGAAUAAAAACCAUAAAAUUGGAGCAUUUCAAGUGCUCAGGUGAUUCUUCGGAAGAUCCAAAGCGAUUGGUUGUCCUUAGAACUCUGUCUAUACGUGACAGUGGCGUGACACUUAUUGAGGAUAAGGCAUUUGAAGACAUGAUACAGCUGCAAGACCUUUCCUUGAGUGGCAACAAUCUCGGCAUCUUUAAAGGACAAGUCUUUCAUGGGCUAACCAAGCUACUACAACUUGAUCUCAGCCACUGCAAAAUUACUGACUUGAAGAGAGUGGUGUUUAAGGAACUCAAACAGCUGGAAUCCUUGUAUCUCGAUUUUAACAACAUUUCGGUUAUCCAUCACAGAGAUUUCUUACAUUUGAAAGACAUUGGUCUUGUCCAUAUCAAUCUAGCCUCUUCUAACAUACAAAGAAUCGAUGGACAACCUUUCGAGAAUCUAACUCAACUCAGUAACCUUAAUCUUGAAAGCAACCAGCUGGAUGAUCGAAGUUUAAAGGCUUUUGGGAAGAAGGGUGCUUUUCAUCGCCUCCAAUUAUCCCACAAUAAUAUGCAACAUGUUCCUAAUUUGCCAUCAGAAAGAUUUCCUGAUCUAAGAGGUUUGGAAAUGGAAAACAAUUCUGUAAUCGAGAUCCGAUCACAAGACCUUCAGAAUAUGAGCAAACUCACGUCUCUUACCCUCAGGGACAAUAACAUCAGUUACAUUGAAGAAAACGCUUUUGCAGACACUGUUGACCUGAUAUUUCUGGAUCUAGACAAUUUGAAGCUGAAACAUCUGCCAACAAGAAUGCACUUACCCAAUAUGCACAUAUUCCAUAUUAAGUACGGACUUUUAGAGUCACUUCCUGAAGACAUUUGCCAACAAUUCCCCAAUCUACAGAUAAUCGAAGCCGAACAUAAUCAAAUCACACGUCUACCAUCGUUUAAGGGAUGUCGUAGAAUGGAGUCUCUCUAUUUCUCCCAUAACAAUCUGACCACUAUCGAUCACGAUACUCUCUAUCAGCUAUUUUAUUUACGAUUAUUACAGCUGGAUUAUAAUAGAAUUGAGAAUCUCACCGAAGGCAUUUUCAGAGAUACUGGAAACUUGGAGUAUCUGCACUUGCAAGGCAAUAAUUUGACGUCUCUCCCGAAGGACUUGUUCAAAAAUACCACUCUACUGAUUCAUCUAGACCUCAGCCACAAUCAGUUGGAAACACUGGACAAUGAAAUGUUCUUGAACAAUGCAAAGCACCUUAGUAUCCUUGAGCUGAACAACAACCGACUCAAAAAUUUCAGUGCUGAAGUCCUACCCGAGACGAGCCAACUCAAUAUAUUGAACCUGUCUUCCAACAACCUCGAUAUGUUGAAGUUCCCCUCGAGUGGGCUGUUAUGGCUGACCGAAUUCUUCGUGGAAAACAAUUUCGAUCUUUAUCAAGUCCCCGAUGUCGUGGCCUAUCCGAACCUAACUGAUAUCAAGUAUACUUAUGCUUACCAUUGCUGUAUUUGGAGUGAAACUCACAGAAGACCUCAUGCCUUUGUUGAUCACGGUAAUGAAAACAACACUGCUCCUCCUACUAUCAUACCCACCCCUGAACCACUCAAAAAUGAGAUGAAAGAUACCGAUGAUUGUGUUGGUGGAGAACUUACUAUGGACGCUAAAGAAGAUUGGAAGAUACUCGCUUCUAUUUUCAAUGUAACAGUAAACUUUUUACCAAACUGCGAAGUUGAACUGAUCGUUCCGGAUGAUUAUAACAAUGGUAAGGAAGAGAUUCCAACUUUUAUUUCUUCUGGAGUGCGGCCUGAUAUUGUAUUUGGGGCUGCUGUGAACUGCUCUCCUGGUCCAAACGAGCUCUCCCCUUGUGCAAACCUGAUUGACCCCUGGCCUCUUCGAGCGGUGGUGUGGCUUCUGUGGAUUGUAACUAUUCUUGGCAAUGGAACAGUACUCUUCAUUUCAAUAGCCACCAAAGAAAAGAUGGAGGUAUUCCAAUUUCUCAUCUGUUGUCUGGCAUUUUCUAACUUUUGUAUGGGUGUCUAUUUGGCUUUUUUAUCGGCUGUUGAUAUUCGAACGUAUGGCGAGAUCAGUUUCUUUCAGUCGGCCUUAUAUUGGCAGAAUGGACCUGGCUGUAAAGCAGCUGGUUUUAUUGCCGUCUUUGCUAGUCAACUCUCAGUAUUCAUUCUUGUUCUGCUAACUCUAGAGAGAGUGUACACAAUUCGCUACACUUUCAAUACUAACGAAAAGGGCAAGAUGAACGUGGCGAUUGUGGCUGCCUUUAUUGCCGUGUUGUUGUCUGCCAUGUUAGCAGCUCUUCCCCUGUUCGGUAUAAACUCUUACAGUGAAGUGGCAGUCUGUAUACCGUAUGUCGCAGAGAAAUGGACUGACAAGGCAUACAUUGGAGUACUACUAUCUCUUCAUUUAGUUGGUUUCCUAAUCAUAUUGUUUUCGUACGUCUACAUUUUCAGAAAUAUCUGCAAGUCCCCAGCUGCUCAACAAAAGAAAAAAGACAUUACAAUAGCCGCUGUAAAGAUUGCUAUCUUGAUUGCAACGGCCUUCGUUUGCUGGAUCCCCAUUGUGAUAAUUGGAUACCUUGCCCUGGGCGGUAUAAAAACAGUCAACUCGUCACAAGCCAAAUAUCUCAUUGUCCUCGUUUACCCUCUCAAUGCUGGUCUCAAUCCCUUCAUAUACGCCCUUUUCACUCGUCAAUUCCGUCAGAAAAUAUCUGUCAUGCUGAGAAGACCCAGUGACCGUGUGGGCACUCUACCAAACUCCAGAAGAUUUCCGCUCAAGAGAGGCUCGAGUGCCUUCCUCCCCAACUCUCCACGCAACCCUUCCUCACCCAUGGAGCUCAUCAACUUGAGACAAAGUCGACGCUCAAACAGUCUAAGUAUCCACCUCCCUGCCCACCACACCUCUUCACCCCCUGUACAAUCUCCACCCUCGUUAAGCCCCCCUCCCGGAGUCUACAUGGGGAGACGUGCCUCUCUACCGGCCACAUUCGGUUCUUCUAUAAGAACUCUUCAUUUUGGUCAUGGAAAUUCACAGAAUGGCUCAAUGACUUCAAAUAACUCUACUGUUGAUGUCAAUGCACACCCAUUUAACUUUGCCCCUGGCUACGGGGCAGCUUCUAGUCAAGUUGAAGCGGAAAUACCUGUCGUUGCUUUGCCAACCAACUUGAAUAACUCCCUUGGGGGUAGUCAAGACUCGUCUAAUCGGCAGUUACCUGGUAUUCCAGAAGAGCAAGAAGAUGAGAAUCAGUCAGUGUGUUCGGCAGAUUUUCACGAUGCCCAAGAGGAGGUCAGAGAAGACGAAACAGAUGAAGUACAGGAAGUGCAACCUAUUGGGGUUGAUUCUGAACUGGAAGUGCAACCUAUUGAGGUUGAUUCUGAACUAAGUGGUACUUCAAGUAAUGAGAACUCUCUGUCUGUAUCAUUGAAUAGCUCACCCACCCAAAGGAAGCGUGUGACUGAGGAGCGUAGAUCAUUCCUAAGGGAGGGCACGGACUCUGCAUACAGUGGUUGCUAUAGCAGUACUCCGGACAUUGCAAUAACCGGCCACCACGCAUCCCCAGUACACAGCUGCUCACUAUCGAGGAGGAGUGAGAGUUUUUCGUCCUACGAUCUAGCCGUUAGUGAUGGCAGUUAUGAUAUGUCUGCGUCCUCCACACCCGCCCCCCUCAAGAAAGGAAUUAUCCGGGGAGCAACCCCCAUACCACUCGAUGACAAAGAACAACAGUCUGAUUUGGACACUUGUUUGAACUAUAAUUCAUCGUCACAUGAAUCAAAAGACGCACUCCAUGAGUUAGAGAUAGCACAAAGAACAAACGAUCGUAGUGUAUCUCAGCUUAGUGUUGUCGGAUCAGAAACAUCAAUAUAAAAUAAAAAGUAUUAUUAUGACUGAGCCCAGUCUAUCUCCAUUUUUUCUGUGUAUAUGUUUAUUUAUGUAUGUUGAGUUUGUGCCUAAUAAUUAAUUGCACUGCACGUAAAAAUGAAAUUUUGUUUUGAUGA
Messenger RNA from Halichondria panicea, 4934 nucleotides. RefSeq names its product leucine-rich repeat-containing G-protein coupled receptor 5-like. Gene Ontology annotation, cellular component: plasma membrane. The transcript is spliced from 10 exons. NCBI's taxonomy places the organism in Eukaryota, Metazoa, Porifera, Demospongiae, Suberitida, Halichondriidae. Gene Ontology annotation, molecular function: protein binding; protein-hormone receptor activity; G protein-coupled peptide receptor activity. Bases 256 to 4803 code for a protein of 1515 amino acids. Gene Ontology annotation, biological process: activation of adenylate cyclase activity; adenylate cyclase-activating G protein-coupled receptor signaling pathway; hormone-mediated signaling pathway. The record is from RefSeq and is a predicted model, not a curated record.